Symsagittifera roscoffensis is the source of this 1677-nucleotide messenger RNA. RefSeq names its product angiogenic factor with G patch and FHA domains 1-like. The coding region runs from base 3 to 1610 and encodes 535 amino acids. Gene Ontology annotation, molecular function: protein binding; nucleic acid binding. NCBI's taxonomy places the organism in Eukaryota, Metazoa, Xenacoelomorpha, Acoela, Convolutidae. The record is from RefSeq and is a predicted model, not a curated record. The transcript is spliced from 6 exons.
GGAUGGGCGAUGAGAGAGAAGAGGUUGUUGAUUCAACAUGCAACGAUGAACAGCGCACAAAGGAGUCUCUCUUGUUAGAAGUCGAACUUCUCAAAAUGAAACUGACACUACUGACUGCCACCACGUGCUCAAAGUGUCAGCAGAACUGCGACGGGAGUGAUGAUAAGGCGGAGUUAGAUGUGAGACAAAUGGUGGCAGAGGUGUCAUCCUCGCCCCUGGAUUUCAACUAUGUACAGUCCCUGGACAUGUACUACCACUACAAGACUGGAUACUACUUCCACGAUGAUUCAUGUCUUUUCUUCGACCCAAUUGCAAAACAAUAUCUUAUGUUCAAUCCGAGGACUUCGCAAUAUCAGCCGAGCAAGGUAAAUGAUAAGAAUGAAGAGUCCAAAGAAGCUGUUGACAGCGUGAUGACCGAUAUUUUAACACGUGAAAUGACUGCUAAUGAUCAUGAGCCAAAACACGAAGACGAAAAGGCGGAAGUGGUAAAAACUUCUCCUUCUAAAUACGUCUACGACACAAAUUCAGGAUAUUUCUUCAACCCGGUUUCGGGGAUGUUUUUCGAGCCCAUAUCUCGCCGCUACUUCAAAUACGACCCAGAUUCAAACAGUCAUUACGAAGUGCUGGAAACAGGCGAACGGGUUGAAUCUCAAAACGGAUCUCAUCAUACAAGUGAAUUUACGUUGGAAACCAGCAGCAUCAGACUUGUUGUGUUGGACUCACAAAGUCUCAAUCUGGGAACUCUUUUCUUUGCAUCUCCAACUUCAAACGAAAGUGAUAUUUUAAUAGGAAAAAACAAGCGAUGCAACAUUUACUUGCCCUCAUAUUGCGUAGAUAGCGUCGAGCAAUUCCAUUGCAAAUUGCGACCGGAUAAGGAUGAUAAUGUGUGGACCAUAAGAACCGUGAAUGAAAAGUGUCGAGCUGUUCUGAACGGGAAAAAAUUGGAGCCAUUUUGGACCAAAUUAACCCAUGGGGUCAACUUGGAAUUGGGCUCUUUGAAACUAGCUGUGCAUAUACAUUGCGGGUACAAUGUAACUUGUGAUGGAUGUGAACCAGCUUUGGUAGAAGCUUUCUUUGCGAAAAAGAAAAGACUCGAAACCACAAAUUCGGAAACUAAUGGUGCUGUGAAUAUGAACGGAGAGAGUGUAGGAAUCGAAACACAGCGCAGACGGACAACCCAUUUGAUUAAAGAAUCGCUAGGGUUGAAUACUGGGAGGCGGAAACUUCCAGUGGGCUACGAAGACAGAGCCGAGACUCGUCGUCAGGUAGUCGGCUCCGAACCCAGCAUCGGCUACAGCAAAGAAACAAAAAACUACUCAAUGACUCUAGACGAGAUCUGUGCCCAGCAUCCAUCCAGCACAGACAAGCCACUGGAUAGUAACAAUGUUGGUUUUAAACUCCUGAAAAGUAUGGGUUACAAGGAGGGAAAAGGGCUGGGAAAAGAGGGAAAAGGCAUCAGUGAACCAAUUAAAGUGCAAUUGAGGGAACCCAGAGCUGGUUUAUCAUCUGCGUCUGUUAAAUUUUCUCUCGAUGACCAAGAAAAGGCAAGCAAGUAUCACAAACAGUGGGGAAAGGCCCUCAAACGCUUUGCAGAGCUCGAGAAAAAUUGAAAAAGGUGCUAUUUUUAAUCUCGGAAGUUCAGUUUAUUGUCAGCUGAUAAAUUAAAUUUUAAAUCAA